This is a messenger RNA of Paramuricea clavata, 672 nucleotides long. NCBI's taxonomy places the organism in Eukaryota, Metazoa, Cnidaria, Anthozoa, Malacalcyonacea, Plexauridae. The record is from the annotation of a GenBank genome assembly.
AUGAAACAAAACAUAGAUCAACAUCUUACCAAGAGUGAAAAGGAAUUAGUCAAUAAAAUUAGAAACAACAUCAAAGGUAAUCAAGACAAAAUAUUAGACUAUGGGUACACAGGUGUAAUCGAUGAUGGCCAUGUGGAUGAAAUAGUUCGAUCUAUUGUUGUUAGUCUGGUUAACAAGAGAGUAUUGUACCUUAAAGAAUUCAUGCAAGGCCUUGCACUAUAUGGCAUCGACGAGCUACUAAAGAAAGCCCCUGGUUUAUGCAAGUAUUACUUUGUUCAAGGUUUAAUUCAAGACAAUAUUGAUGCAAAUUAUCUUUUCUCCUGCUUGCAGCCAGAGUACUCUGAACCAGGUUCAAGUCGAAGAACACUGGAGGAAAAAGUUGUGGAUAACUUUCAGGACUUUUUGAACAGCAUUGAAGAUACAAAGGUCACUGGAUACUCAGCGCCAGUUGCUUGGAACUACAAAGAUGAAGACGAGGAGAAGCAGAAAGUUCCUGAUGACAUGAUACAAGAGGAAAAGUUCGAAACGGCCGAGGUGAAUGUACCUGGAAUGAUGAUGUGGCUAACUGGUCAGAAGCAUAUACCUUUAAAUGGUAAGAAAUUGUCGAUUACCAUUUUUUUUAUCAUGACUGUAAAUCUAGGGAUCCAAAGCAUACCAUUUGUUUUCCUUUAA